Molecule: messenger RNA, 2081 nt
Organism: Limulus polyphemus (Atlantic horseshoe crab)
Lineage: Eukaryota; Metazoa; Arthropoda; Merostomata; Xiphosura; Limulidae
Product: zinc finger CCCH domain-containing protein 18-like
Exons: 3
Coding region: 32-964 (310 amino acids)
Source: RefSeq, a predicted model, not a curated record
GGAUAGACUUUAUGAUGGAAUUCAACCACAUAUGACAUACAAAGAACAAGAAAGAAUACGUCAGAGAAAUAUGAUGAAGCUGAAACGUCAGGAUCCACUUUUCCGAGCUGUAGAAAGAGAGAAACAGUGUUUCAGAAUGAAGGCUCGUCGACAAGAUCCUACCUUUCGAGAUAUAGAGCGAGAACGUCAGAGGCAACGUAUGCGAUUGAAAAGACAGGAUCCUAUGUUUAGAGAGAGAGAAAGGGAGAGACAGAAAUACCGUAUGCAGUUAAAACGACAGGAUCCAGCUUUUAAGGAGGAAGAGAAAGCACGAUGUCGGUCUAGAUCACAGACUAAAAGAAUAAAUACUACAACUGUUAAAGACUGCGAGAAUAGCAACAGAAAUAAUUUUGCUUCUUGUAGUCAGCUAAGUGAACUUACUCACCACAAAGCAGUGAUAGGUCAUGAACAAAAGGUAACAAAACUAAAAUCAGGAAUAGGAAGCACCAAUGAAUAUUCACAACAGAUAUACAGGUCUGUCUCACCAGGAGGUACAAAAGAUGGAAGUUGUAAACUACAAACAACCAGUAUGGGAAGAACUACAUGGAAUUCUCCAUCGCAGUAUCAAAACAAAGAUUUUGCUUCUGAUAGAAUGCCCCUUGGAUAUUAUAGGUCUACUGCCCCUCACUCCAUUAGCUCAUCUUCACUUUCUUGUCUGUUAAGGACAUCAUCAUCGAGCAAGACACUCCCAGACAUAUCAUCGAUCACGUUACAUUCCUCUUUGGCUCUUCAUUCCAAGAAAUUCCAGGGUGAGCUCUUUGACCACCAGUCAUCUUCUCCAAAUGUUGCUUCUGUGAUGAACUCUCUGUUUCAGUCGUACAUGCCAGAAACUGACUGCUUUGUGAAAGAUAAGCAGUUGCUGCAACAGAAGUCUCAACCUCAAGGGGACAACUCCAAACACUGUGAAGAAGGCUCUAACUUGUAGAAUCAGCCUGAUUAGGAACUCCUCUAGUUCUCAGCACCAGCAUUGUGAAGACACAAUUACUAGUCGUGGAAGUAACCGUGCAGCAGCAUCUUGUCUCCAAAUGUUUCUAGGCUUAGUAUCUCUUCGCCACACUGUUUGUGUCCUUUCACCUCGUAGUUAGAGCUAACUGUUUAACAAAACUCACUUAUCACUAAAAUUACAUUUUCAAAUCUCUGGAGUAAAGAAUUCAACUCCUGGUGGUAUGUUUGGUUACAGAAAUGACACUAUUGAUGUUAGGUUUAGGUAUGAUAUGAGUGGGAAGAUGUGUGAUGUGUAGGAAGAUUCAGUAAUGACACUAUAAAUGUUAGGUUUAGGUAUGAUAUAAGUGUGAUGUGUAGAAAGAUUCAGUAAUGACACUAUAAAUGUUAGGUUUAGGUAUGAUAUAAGUGUGAUGUGUAGGAAGAUGCAGCAAUGACACUAUAAAUGUUAGGUUUAGGUAUGAUAUAAGUAAGAUGUGUAGGAAGAUACAGCAAUGACACUAUAAAUGUAAGGUAUAGGUAUGAUAUAAGUGUGAUGUGUAGGAAGAUACAGCAAUGACACUAUAAAUGUAAGGUUUAGGUAUGAUAUAAGUGUGAUGUGUAGGAAGAUACAGCAAUGGCACUAUAAAUGUAAGGUUUAGGUAUGAUAUAAGUAAGAUGUGUAGGAAGAUACAGCAAUGACACUAUAAAUGUUAGGUUUAGGUAUGAUAUAAGUAAGAUGUGUAGGAAGAUGCAGCAAUGACACUAUAAAUGUUAGGUUUAGGUAUGAUAUAAGUAAGAUGUGUAGGAAGAUACAGCAAUGACACUAUAAAUGUUAGGUUUAGGUGUGAUAUAAGUGUGAUGUGUAGGAAGAUACAGCAAUGACACUAUAAAUGUUAGGUUUAGGUAUGAUGUAAGUAAGAUGUGUAGGAAGAUACAGCAAUGACACUAUAAAUGUUAGGUUUAGGUAUGAUAUAAGUAAGAUGUGUAGGAAGAUACAGCAAUGACACUAUAAAUGUUAGGUUUAGGUAUGAUAUAAUUGAGAUGUGUAGGAAGAUACAGCAAUGACACUAUAAAUGUUAGGUUUAGGUAUGAUAUAAGUAAGAUGUGUAGGAAGAUAC